Messenger RNA from Sphaeroforma arctica JP610, 435 nucleotides. RefSeq lists its product as hypothetical. The transcript is spliced from 2 exons. The record is from RefSeq and is a predicted model, not a curated record. Bases 1 to 435 code for a protein of 144 amino acids. Lineage: Eukaryota; Ichthyosporea; Ichthyophonida.
AUGAACAAGGACACGAUCUGUCUCAUCGAGAUGGGUAUCGAUCCACCGCUAGACGAGAGUCUAUGGCGUGAUGAUGGUUCAGCAUUCCGACAUAUCAUUAAACAUCGGGAUGAUGAUGACACAGGCAAGACGAGGUAUCUUGUGCGAUGGCGCGAAGGGGUACUACCUGGGAAACGGCCGAUGCGUUUGAUGAUGCUAAUGACAUCGAGGCAUGCCAGUAUGAUGGUGCUGCUGUCGCCUCCCGCACUCUGUACCGUGGUGCUGAUGGUGUUGCCACCACUGAGUGUAUUACUAAACUCUGUGGCAUCGGGGGACGUUGGCGUACUUCUGUCGUGCGGCCACGGUUGUCCUGUGUCACUGUCUCAUAAUUGUGACAACGAGGAAUAUGUCAUAAUCCUGGUGGCGCCUGUGCCUGGCACCCGCCACAAGUCGUAG